This is a messenger RNA of Xylaria bambusicola, 2385 nucleotides long. RefSeq lists its product as uncharacterized. The record is from RefSeq and is a predicted model, not a curated record. Bases 393 to 2201 code for a protein of 602 amino acids. Lineage: Eukaryota; Fungi; Ascomycota; Sordariomycetes; Xylariales; Xylariaceae. Gene Ontology annotation, molecular function: protein binding. The transcript is spliced from 2 exons.
GCCUAAUAUUCCCAAUUCUUGCUGGCUUCGUCGCAACACGCUCGUUUUCCUUGACAUUCGCUUUUUUCUUUUUACGAGUUGCCUCCCUACAUCGAGACUUUUGUCCUUAAUGACGGCACCGAUUUAAUUCAAUCAAUACACACAAUUACGAAACAGUCUCAGAAAUUCUUCUCUUUCAGAAUACUUCUCGCUCACAACGCCAUCAACCUGCCCGAGACGCGACAGUUUUGCCGAGAAGCCUAACUCUUGUUAAGACGCCACCUGUUAUUCAGAAUACCUGGUCAAGAAUAUGAUGCUUUUAUGAACCAAUCGCCUAUCUUUUCGCGGUACCACACGAUUGCCUUCAAAUCAACAAGUUGCAGGGUUUCGUUUUUCUCGACACAAGAUUCAUAAUGGUUUCGAAAUCUAAGGCCACAAUACGCGCUCCCAGGCAUCAUGUGUCGCGUGUCCAAGGCUUGGUUAUGUGCAUGAUUGCCUCGGCACCUCUUGCCAUGGCACAAGACCAACCCGCCUGUAUUCAGCUAACGGGUUCCACUACAUGUCCAGCAUUUAGCUCUGCAUAUGUGUCAACAAACAGAAAUGUGACAGACCUAUUUUCCUUUCUCACUGUUGUCCAUGAUGUUGAUACAUUCGAUUCACAGUUGAAUCAGUAUAUCACAGGCGAAUGGCGGAGGCGACAAUACCAGACGUUGCUUGGCUGUGGAGCGGUUGACCUAUCAGAUGAUGAUCUCUAUGCACGCUUCAGCAUAUCCGUUCUCUGCAAUGGUAUUGUCCAGAACUCAAUACCAUACUGUGAUAUGUCGGAUGAUGCGAGGCGGCCGCUGUGUGCUUCUGACUGUGCCGACUAUGCCCAAAGUGAGGAAUAUAUUGUUGCUAGCUCGAAUCUUUGUCCAACGCCAGGAGACAACGCCCAGGCACAGAUUCGAUCAGACUUCGAGGUCUGUGCUUUGCCAGCUGACGCGUUGUCAUCUAGUAGCUGUGUACAAGCUUCCCGCAACGAACCAGACAAUUGUGGCUAUGGAGAGAGCACUUUUGGACUUUGUUCAUACUGUUCCUCCGGGGGUAUCAAUUCGACAGACACGUGUUGUUAUAAUUCCAAUGCUGAGCAAAGAUGCGCAGGUGUCGUUUUGCCAACCAUAAUACCGCAGAAUUUCACCUCUGCAACUCCGACAGCCACGAGUAGCCCAACCAGCACAGCCAUUCCUGGGGAAUCAACUGAAAGGAGUGGACUCUCCGGUGGUGCAAUUGCCGGCAUUGUUGUAGGAUCGGUAGUAGGCUUGUUACUUCUAGCACUCUUACUAUUUUUCUGCCUUCGACAUGCGCGUCGAAAGCGAGAGAGUGAGAAGGAAAACAUUUUCAAUCAACCAUCGCCCUCUAGGAAAGGUCCCCCCAGUCAGGGCGCCCCGACUACACCGCCACAAGGAUACGAAGUGCUUCCUGGUGGCAGAAUAGCGCGCAUGUCCGCCUUAGAAGGGCACUCAGGUGGCUCACCUUCACGACGAGGUGGUUCGCAACAUGGCAGUUCCUCAGGCGCCGCUGCUGUGGGUGCGGCCGCCGCAGGUGCUGCUGCCGGAUCCCUUGCUGGAAGGAGAAGGGCUGAAAAUCAAUCGUCAUCCGAUUCUUUUGCGGAGAGCUCUGGGCCAGACGCUCGUGCUGCUGGUGUUCUACGCCCACCACCCACUAAUAUCCGUAGACAGGGCUCACUGUCGAGCAGUUCUGUUUUGGCAGGCGAAGACCCUCAAUCUCCGACUAGUGCAGGAGGGAUGUCUUCGCCUCAGGGUGUUAAUAGUCAACAGUCAGAGCAGCUUCCAUUUUUUAAGGACUACUACUCACGAGACGAUAUCCACCCAGGAGAUCGGGUUUCCGUGCUCUGGGCCUAUCAGCCUCGUGCGAACGACGAGUUCUCACUAGAACGUGGUGAUAUGCUAAAAGUGGUAGGCAUCUGGGAUGAUGGGUGGGCCACUGGUGUUAUGCUGGAUGAGCGAGCCGAAGAUUGGGAUGCGAAGCGGCAGAUGCAAAGAGAUAGUGGUGUCUCAAAUGCCUCCGGUCGUGCACGCGAUCCAUCACCUGUCGUCAAUGGUGAGAUUAAAGCAUUCCCCUUGGUUUGUGUCUGUCUUCCAGACCAUUGGCGAAAAACCAUUGAGGGAGAUGGAUCCACCGAAACUGGAUCAAGUGCUCACCAAGGGAGCCAUCACACGUGAUCAAGUAAAACCCAAGUAAAACUUGGAUUAACGCUCAUCACAAGACUCCUGAAGGAACCUUGGGUUGCAUUUCUCUGGCGUUCGGGUCUCACACGAAGGCAUGCCAUUCCGAGUUGAUCCCUGAUGAUAAGAGAUCGUCCCUUUUUUGGCGCGGCUGAACACGAAGGAACGUUAAGCUGACACU